AUGACGAACAAUGAGAUGAGCGAGCAGGGACAGAAAUAUGUCAGUAUCAACUUUGGCGUUUUCGCAGAGCCCGCCAAAGAUGAUAAAAUAGUUUUCAAAGGAAAGUCAUCAGAAUUGUGUAGUUUCCGGUUUCAAAUGACUGAAACUCCACCAAAAUGCAUUAUUCCUUUGACAAACAUCACUGCAGCAGUAGGAACUCCAGUGGUCCUCCAGUGUUUAGUGAAUGGUAAGCCUCAUCCCACCGCUGAAUGGUACAAAGAUGGCGAUCCAGUGAAAGACACUCGGUACAUGAUCCAAGAGAAAGCAUCUGGACAUUUUAAUUUGAUCAUCACAAAUGUCACCCAAAAGGAUGCCGGAGAGUACAAGUGUCUUAUCCAAAACAAAUCUGGAUAUACUGAAACAACUGGUACUACUUACCUGGAGGUGAGAAAGAGAGCUUCAACUACAGCUGAGCAAUGGGUUGAAACAUUUUUCAAAGCCACUGGCCAACCACCUAAUUUCACUAGCCAAAUCAAACCUAUAAAAUUCCAAGAGGGAGGUGAGGCUUACUUUAAGUAUAAAGUAACCGGUGAACCAAUUCCAGAUGUGCAGUGGUUUAAAAGUGCUCAUCAAAUUCAGUGUGGUAAGUCUUGCAUUAUAGUGAACAACCCAGAUGGCUCUGGCUUCAUCAGCAUGAAGGGCAUCCAACAGCAGGACAGUGGUCUCUACACAUGUAAGGCUUCCAACCCAUCUGGGGAGGCCUCUUGUAGUGCUGAUCUAAUUGUGUUUAAAGAGUCUGUCUCUGUAUCUCAGCAUAAGGAACACAUGGUUGUUCAAAAAGGUUAUAAAGUAUCCAUGUCAGCUGAACAAGCUACAGAGUCCCACUUGUACGAGGUCAAACUUCCUGGAGAGGCCAGGGCCAGCAUUCAGGCAGGACAUCAGAUGGUGUACACCAUUGGCACAGAGGACAGCCACGUUGUAAAAACCCUUAGAGAGUUGGAUAACUCAGCGGCUACGUUCCAAAAAGAGAAGGUCACCCAUCAGGCUGCAGUUCUGCAGUCACAUGAGGUACAAGAGAGAGUGUCUGUGCGUGUCACCCUUCCACUUCAAGUUUCAGUAGUUCCUAGGAAACAGCUCCGUACAACUGCCUUUCAUACAUCUGCUGUUCAGGAGAACCCAAAGCUCACAAACCAGCACUGUGACCGUAUCCAAAGCCCAGAAGUCAUAGAGCUUCUAUCUUCAAAAGAGAAGCAUUCAAAAUUAAUGUCUGCCUCUUCUGAGGAGAUAACCACCUUGGCGAGUGUAAGCACGGAGAUAUCAGGUGACAGGAAUGCAGAUAAAGUAAAGCCAACCUCCGAGCCAAAACAUCUUGUCAGUAGUCAUCAAGUUGAAUCCCAACUGUCAAUUUUAAAAGAACGAUCACAAGAAAUUCUCAAGCCAAAGGAGGAGAAAAGUAAUAAAGUCAAAGAAGGCGUUAAGAUAUUGUAUUCCGCUAUGUCAACUGAAAAACAGAUGAUUCCUGAGGGACAUACAACAGAUGUGCCCUCUGCUGAUUCUGCUCUUCAAUCUUCAGUGACAAAAGGAUUGUUCAAACCAAUUCUCGCCUUGGUUUCGGAGACUAAACAAGCAUUAUCAAAAGAGACUAAAUUCACCAUGCAGAGACCGGAUGCAGAGAAGGCUCUCCUUCGUAAGGAUUACAUUAUGAAAUCUGCGCUGAUAGCUGAGGAGAAGCAGAUGUUACAAGCGGACCACACAGAACAAGUGCAGAGUUUAGAAAGUGCUAUCUCAGUAUAUCAUUUGGAGAUAAUCAGAGAUCAGGAUAUCCUACCAUCCGAGGAACCCUUUACUUGGGAGAAACCAGCUGUAGAACAAGCAGGUGCCAGGAAAAGCCCUACUCUUUUACAAACAGUAACCCACAAUGAACGGAGAUCUGUAACUUGCGAAGAUACCACUGAGUUUGAGGCCAAGAGAGACACAAUGACCAUUCAGCCCCAAAAACAAACCCCUACCCCAUUACAUCUUCAAUCAGUUCAUCCAGAAGGUGCCUUAACCAAAGAGGGAAUUAUUACCAUUGAAAAUCCAGACCAACAGACAGCAACACAGAAGCAGGAGAAAGAUAGAAAACAUGCAGCAACCUCAGAGGAAAGAAGGGAGCUUAGCGCAGAUUAUUCCAAAGAUCUUGAUGUGUCCGUGACAGGAGUUCAGUCAGAGCUUAGAACAGAACCCAGACCACAGAACAUUCUUCAGGUCACUUCACAGCCCAUGCAGCUACCCAAAGAAACACCAUUUACUAGUGAUGUCAAACAGCACCGUGCAUUAAUCCAAAAAGAAGAUUGUUGGAACAUCAUACAUCAUACAAGUUUGGCAGAUAGUCAAGCAUUAGAGGAAGGACAUACUGUGAGUUUAACAGCUGUUGACAAAUGUACAUGCAAAACCAAAAUAGAGCCUACAGUACCUAUUGAGCCCAUACAAAUAGUGAAGAAUGAGAUCGCAACUGAGAGUAGUGCACUUCUGGAAGCUACAGAUCAAGAUUUUGCCAUCCUUAGACAGGAUGGCAAAAGUCAGUCAAUAACGAUGGAUGAAAAGUGUAUGUUGAUCGGUGAAAUGUCCCAACAAAUAACCAAAUCAGAGUCGACAACAGUGAGUGUUAAAACUCAGCCCAAAAUGACUGUUUUCAUCUCAGAGUCUGGAGAAAGUCAAAUUCUUCCAAAGGAGCUCACAUGUGUUAUUCGGUUUCAAAAACCAACGAGUUUGGACAUCAGACAUCAGUUGAAAGAUGCACUUCAGUCUGCUGUAGCUCUUGAUCAGCCACUUAUACUAGCAGAUGUUGUUGGAAGUUUGGAGGCUAAUAAGGUACAGGAAGUGAAGGUACGCAAGGAACCGAAACAUGCAAUGUUCACUUAUCUUAUCACAACAUCAGGUGCCCCUAUGGAAAUAACAAUUGUUUUUGAAGGUCAAUACCCCCAGACUGCAGAUCUAAGGACUGAACUCCAGGCAGCUUUCUACUCAAUUGUCUAUCGCGAGCAGCAUGUUCUUACAUCUGACCAACCCGGCACAAUGCAAAUCAACAAGCCCCAAAGACUACAGGUUAGCAGUGCAGCUUCCAAAGAAAUGCUGUCAUCGGUAGUGGAGACUGUCAAAGUAGCAGAGAGUGUAGUUGAUUUUUCAUCACCUAAAGCUCAGGCUGCUGCACGAAAGGAACGUAGUGUGGUGCAAGAGUCCAAGAAAGUUACUACAGAAUUACAUGCUGAGUUUGAACAGUCAGUACAGGUGGCCAGACUGGUGGAUAGAAUGACUGACUACGUAGGUAUGACUGAUAUCACCACUGACAUGCCCAUGACAUCCAUUCCAACUGAACAGUCUUUAGAUGUACUCAUUCAAAAAGAACACAGGAAGGAAUUUAUUUCAGAAGAGGUCAGAAAAUAUGAUCCUCCAGAAAAGUUAAAAGAUUAUCCAGAUAUUGACACUUUUCUGGAGGACAUUGCCACAGAGGAGCAUUGUAAGGUUACAUACGCUGUGACAGUAAAGUAUGUUACAAAAGUUGAUUGGAUUUUCAAUGGACAAAUAAUUAAAUCAGGCAAAGAGUUCAAGUGUUCAAAAGAACAUGACACAUACACACUUACAAUCAUGAAAAUUGUCAAGGAGAAGCACGAAGUAGAGUAUUUAUUUGAGGCUGUGAAUGAAGCUGGAAAGACCACAACAUCAUCAAGACUCACAAUUGAUUCCAAAGUGCCACCUGUUUUCAGGUACAAAAUCAUUCCCCUGGAGAUCAAUGUUGGCAGCGGAGCCAAGUUCGAAUGUGAAAUUGAAGAUGCACCAAAUGUGAACUUCAAAUGGUUCAAGUCUGGCACUUCGAUCAAAGAGA
Salvelinus sp. IW2-2015 is the source of this 3844-nucleotide messenger RNA. Its product is annotated as titin-like. NCBI's taxonomy places the organism in Eukaryota, Metazoa, Chordata, Actinopteri, Salmoniformes, Salmonidae. The record is from RefSeq and is a predicted model, not a curated record.